Quercus lobata is the source of this 1745-nucleotide messenger RNA. Its product is annotated as serine carboxypeptidase-like 51. Bases 118 to 1437 code for a protein of 439 amino acids. Gene Ontology annotation, molecular function: serine-type carboxypeptidase activity. NCBI's taxonomy places the organism in Eukaryota, Viridiplantae, Streptophyta, Magnoliopsida, Fagales, Fagaceae. Gene Ontology annotation, biological process: proteolysis. The transcript has 13 exons. The record is from RefSeq and is a predicted model, not a curated record.
AAGUCUCCGCCUCUAUGCUAUUUUUCUGUUAAAGACAGCAAAAUAAGCCUCAGUUCAGUUUUACAGUUUUCUGUUAAAUAGGAGAAGUGGGUGUCUGACUCUGGUGUUGCAUUCUAAAUGGGAAACUGGGGUAUUAUUGUUGUAUCUCUUCUUCUCUGUUCUCCUCUGUUUCAUGGAGAAAUAGCAGUAGCUGCAAAAGCCAAGGAAGGAUCAGAAGAAUGGGGAUACGUUGAAGUCAGACCCAAAGCCCAUAUGUUCUGGUGGCUUUAUAAAAGUCCAUACAGAGUUGAGAAUUCCACAAAGCCAUGGCCUAUCAUUCUUUGGCUGCAGGGUGGACCUGGUGCUUCAGGAGUUGGGAUAGGGAAUUUUGAAGAGGUUGGGCCUCUAGACACUGAUUUGAAGGCACGGAAUUCGACAUGGUUGCGAAAAGCUGAUCUUCUAUUUGUGGAUAAUCCAGUUGGAACCGGAUAUAGUUUUGUUGAGGAUGAAAAACUGUUUGUGACAACCGAUGAGGAAGCAGGAAAUGAUUUAACAACAUUGUUGGAGGAGUUAUUCAAUAAGAAUGAGAACCUACAAAAGAGUCCCCUGUACAUUGUAGCAGAGUCUUAUGGUGGUAAAUUUGCUGUCACUCUUGCACUGGCAGCCGUGAAAGCCAUAGAAGCUGGGAAAUUGAAGCUUAAACUGGGAGGAGUGGCAUUAGGGGACAGCUGGAUCUCCCCAGAAGAUUAUGUGUUAUCAUGGGGUCCUCUUCUCAAAGAUGUCUCGAGAAUUGAUAACAAUGGGCUUCAGGCAUCAAACAGUGUCGCUCAAAAAAUUAAGAAACAAAUUCAGGAAGGUCAAUAUGUUGAGGCAACCGAUUCGUGGUCAGAACUUGAGUCAGUGAUUGCCAGAUUUAGUAAUAAUGUGGACUUCUACAAUUUUCUACAGGAUUCUGGAAGUGACUCGAUAUCCAUAACAGCCAUGGAAUCAUCAAAAGCGAUUUCAGGAAGAAGAUAUUCAGGAUAUUUGAGUUCCUUGAGGUCUUCUCUUGCUGCUACUGGUGGUUUGGAUGAUAUUAUGAAUGGUGUCAUUAAAAAAAAGCUCAAGAUUCCGGAAAAUGUGACGUGGGGAGGACAGUCAGAUUCUGUUUUUACAAAGCUUUCAGGGGAUUUCAUGAAACCAGUGAUUAGUGGGGUCGAUGAGCUCCUUGCUAAAGGAAUAAAUGUGACUGUAUACAAUGGACAAGUAAGAUCACUCAGAUUGAUCUUAUUUGUGCAACGAAGGGGACACAAGCAUGGGUUGAGAAGCUCAAGUGGGAAGGGCUACAAAAUUUCUUGUGCACCGACAGAACCCCUCUCUAUUGUGGGAGUAAUAGAGGAAGUACCAAAGGGUUCAGGAAGUCAUACAAAAACUUUCACUUUUAUUGGAUUCUUGGAGCAGGCCACUUUGUACCGGUGAAUCAGCCUUGCGUUACGUUAAACAUGAUAGGUGCCUUCACACAGUCACCAGCGGUUUCUACGUAGAAAGAAAAUAAAUAAAAAAAGCCAUUCAAAAAAGUUACAAAUAAUCAAACCAAAAAAGAAGGUUGGUCAGAUCAGAUGGAAGCAAUCAUAGAGAGUUGAACAAGCAAACAAUCAAAGUAAAGACAAGAGAGUGGGAGGAACAAUGACGAGAUGACGAGAUUUGCAGAUGGUGGAAAUAAAUCAAAUGCUGUCUUAUUUAUCAAUUUACCAUUCAUUAUCUUUAGCAAAAAUAAAAAUAAAAAA